AUGGAUAAAGGAUGGAUAUAUUUAUUUAUGGAUAUGCAUUUAUUGCCAUCAUUGCCAAUAAUUUGUUUCCUUGGUCUUAAGCAGCACAGUCAUAUUCAUUGUAGCUCAAAACCAUAUCGUUGCCAUAUUUGUAAUAAAGCAUAUACGCAAUUUUCAAAUCUUUGCCGUCAUAGGAGAAUUCACCUUGACGGUUGGCAAUGCCCAUAUUGUAAUAUAUCGUUAACAAAUCAUUCAAUAUUUAUUAAACAUAAGUCAAUCUGUGAGACACAGAUGACUGCAUUAAGUGCUUUUUAUAAGCCUAUCGCAGCACAACACUCGUUACUAACAGUACCACCGCAUUAUUGGCCAAGAUUACUUCAAAUUGCUUCAUCACAACAAGGAACGAACGUUUCUGAUUCGUCAAAUACUCUCUUUCCUAGUAAAGACGUUUAUCCAAUUGUUAUUGGUAGUGGUCAAGGGGGAAAUGGUAGUGGCGGUGGAAGUGGUGUGGAUGAUGGUGGCGGUAGUGGUAGUAAUGGCAGCGCUGCUAAUGAUAUUAUCAAUGGUAGUGGAAGUUCGGAUGAUGAUAGCACACCAAGAAGCAGCAGGCAUACAUCUAAUAUUUCACCAGCAGAAAGGAAAUAUUUCAACGAUACGAAUGAUGAUGGCUCAGUGGAAGAAAUCGAACUAAGUCCAUUAGAUUUAUCAAUGAAAUCAAAGGAUGAAGUAAAUAUUAAUGAUGAUAUAGUGGAUGAAGAAAAAGAAAAGAUUUGGUCAAAUCGUUCGAGUUCAGAAGCUGAUAUUGAAACUCGACCAAAUUCUGAACCAACAUCAAUCGAUUAUGGUGAAAAUUUUCAUCAUCGUAUUAUUGAUGAUAAGAAAAUUAAUUUAACUCCAUCAAUCAAUCCAUUUACAAGUACUGCAUUUUUGCAUAUGUUUCGAAGACCUUUUUCAUAUCCAACAAUGAUAUCAACAGCUAAUAUUGCUACUGAUAACCAUAUCGCAGUAUCGUCACCGUCACAACCUUCACAACCGCCAACAUUAUCAAUUUUAUCACGGAAUAAUCGUGAUCGUGAUCGUUAUACUUGUAAAUUUUGUGCAAAAGUAUUUCCACGUUCAGCGAAUCUUACAAGACAUUUGAGGACGCAUACUGGUGAACAACCUUAUAAGUGUCAAUAUUGUGAACGAUCAUUUUCAAUAAGUUCUAAUCUACAGCGACAUGUUCGAAAUAUUCACAAUAAAGAGAAACCAUUUAGAUGCAAUCGUUGUGAUCGUUGCUUUGGGCAACAAACGAAUCUCGAUCGUCACAUAAAAAAACACGAAUCAAACUGCUUAUCGAUAAUGCCAUCAUCAAAUCAAUCAUUGCGCCAUCAUCCUUCUGCCCCUCUCCCUCCUCCUCCUCCUCCUCCUCCUCCUCCUACCUUUCCUUCUCCUCUUUCUUCCCAUCAUCAUAAUCAUCAUCAUCAGCUUCAUCAUAAUUCCUCUACUAUACUGCGUUCAACGACUGAAUUACGCUUUUCAGCACAAAGUUUAUUUUCACAAAUAAAUUCACAACAAUCGAAACAAAUCUUUUAA
Dracunculus medinensis (Guinea worm) is the source of this 1554-nucleotide messenger RNA. The record is from the annotation of a GenBank genome assembly. NCBI's taxonomy places the organism in Eukaryota, Metazoa, Nematoda, Chromadorea, Rhabditida, Dracunculidae.